UGUUGGGUUCAUAGACAAUAACAAAAUGGAAACGAAAGCAUUAGUUUGUAUUUUUGCAUUUUAUUUCUUUUUAACAUGCAUAAAAUCCUCACCUCUUCAGUUUUCAAAAGAAACAUAUCUUAAGACGAGACAAUCUUUUCUUGAUGCUGAGGAGAAAUUGAAAAUUGGAGAAAAUUUAACAUUGACUGUGAAGGAAGAAAAAGCUAAUGCAGCUCUAAUGCGUAUGAAAUAUGCGGAAAUAAAUGCGUCUAGGAAUGGCGCUCCUUUUCCUCCAAGUAUGCAUUUCUUCAAGGGAAAGUCAAUUAUAGAGAAAAGCAGUGUAUUCAAAAUUUUACAAAAAAUGCCAAAAGGUGGUGCCUUACAUCUCCAUGAUAUUUCCUUGACAGAUAUUUGGUGGAUUGUGAAGAAUGUUACAUACCGUCCAAACUGUUACAUGUGCCAAGAUGUCAACACCUCUAGCAUCAAGUUUCAUUUCUAUGCAAACCCACCGCAAAACCCAGGUUGUCCAUGGAUGUUAGUUAGUCAUCAAAGACAAGUUUCUGGAGAUACAUCUAAGUUUGAUCAGAUGUUAUAUAAUAGUAUGUCCUUAGUAGUAGAUGACCCAGUGAAGACAUAUCCAAACAUAGAUGUUGUAUGGGCACAAUUUUUACAUUGUUUUGAUGUUGCCAACGGUAUGGUCAAUUAUCUUCCUGUCUUUAAGGACUAUUUCUAUGAAGCCUUGAAUGAGUUCAGAAGAGACAAUGUCCAGUAUAUUGAAGUUAGAGGUCUUUUGCCUAAGGUAUAUGAUUUAAAUGGACACACAUAUGACAAGACAGCAGUGAUGCAAAUUUACCAAGACGUAUUUAACCAGUUUAAACGAGAUCAUAAAGACUUCUCUGGUGGAAAAUAUAUAUACUCUAGUAUAAGGAUUAAAAGUCCAACAGAUAUUUUAGUAGAUGUUAAACUUUCCAUGGCACUAAAGUCCAAGUUCCCAGACUAUUUUGCUGGGUAUGACUUAGUUGGACAAGAGGAUCCUGGGAAAACUUUAUUGUACUAUAUUGAUCCUUUAUUGUAUCCACAGCAACAAAAUCCACCAAUCGACUUACCUUAUUUUUUCCAUGCUGGAGAAACAGUUUGGGAAGGAACACCCACUGAUGAUAACCUGAUUGAUGCAGUUUUGUUGAAUACAUCAAGAAUUGGUCAUGGGUAUGCUCUGACUAAACACCCAAAAGUUCUACAGACAGUAAAACAGAAACAAAUUGCCAUUGAAGUGAACCCUAUAUCUAACCAGGUAUUAAUGUUACUAAAUGAUUUAAGAAACCAUCCAGCUGCCAGCCUGAUAGCAGACGGUUGCCCAGUAGUUAUAAGUGCAGAUGACCCGUCUGUGUGGGGAGCCAUUGGACUGUCAUAUGACUUCUACAUGGCCUUUAUGGGAAUGGCUGGUGAAGAUGCUGAUCUUAAAUUCCUGAAACAGUUAGCAAUAAACUCAUUACAGUAUAGUGCCAUGACCCCACAAGAAAAGAGUAACGCUAUGAAUCUUUGGAAAUACAAGUGGGAUACCUUUAUAGAAGACAUUAUUGAAUCAUUCUGGAACCAUAACCACAUUGGAAGAAAUGGUAUUAAUACCACUAAUAUUUUUGGUUAUUAAGAGCUUCUUGUAUAAAUUGACAAUAAUCUCAGUACCAGAAAGAUAUUUCAAAAUCAACUAAAGAUCUAGAUUAGAUUCAGAUUUUAAACUUAUUGUUACUGUAAAUUCAGAAAUUAUUGCAUGCACUUAUUUUUUUUAACUUUGUAGAAUGGACUAAAAUGCGAGAUUAAUUAUUGCGAUUUCAGGAAAAUCAGCAUACAGUUAUUAUCCAUCAGAUAUAUAUGAAUUCAAGUUUUUAUUAUUGCGAUACUAAUUCAGUCGCAUUAUUCGCAUUAAUAAAAACCUGGCAAUAAUUUCUGAAUUUACAGUAUGAUUCUGCUAGCCCUGGCUAGUUCAACUUCAGCUGAUAUAGAGAUCUAUAGAUUCUAUAGAAGGGGUGUUAAAUUUAAGAGAAAAGUGUAUUGUAUUUUAAACUUUGUUGAUGGAUUUGGUUGUCUCAUAUUGAGUUUCCAUUGUUAUAGUUAUGCAUAGCAGUGCUAUGUAAUCAGAGGGGCAGAAGGACUUUUUGGGGAUGUCAGGAUUUUGUUUUUAAAUAUGCUGGAAUUCAGGAUUUACACUUAUCUACACUCAGGAACUAUUGAUUACUACAAUCAUUUAUGUCUCCAAAAUUUAAAAUACAAUACUGAGUGAGUUAUCUCCCAUUCUGUUGCAAUAUGAAACAAGUUUUUAUUGCUUUUGUUUUGGUUAGAAAUUGUCCAAAUUAUGUUUAAAAAACAAUAAAAUGUUGUUAAUGAUAAUUAUGUGUUAGAAACAACUUUAUACCAUAUGGUCAAAAAAUGUGUUUUGUGAAACCUGUAUACAGUGGAUUCAAAUUUUUUGUGGAGUAUCAAUUUUGGUGAUUAAGUGUAUAAAGGGAACCCCUAAUUUGAAUUUUCAACAAAGUAUAAAUUGUCUUUAGGCUUAGUCUCUAUAUAAACUUUUGCAAAACCAUAAAAUCAAAUUUCAACAAAAAUACCAUUUUUCCUCAAUUAAUGAAAAUUGGUAAUAAUUGAAAAGAAAUGCAUCUACAGUAGUUAGAUUUUGUCCACUGCUAAAACAAUCAAUACCAGAUAAAAUCUUACAAUCAGUAGUUUUUGAAGGUAAAUGGUCUUUUUAUAUUGUGUAUCUAUUGAUAUCUUUUAUUGUUGCAGUUCAAAUAUUCAAUAAGAAGUCUUCCUGAGGACAUUCAUAUAAGAAUUUUAUGCCAAAUAUAAGCUACUGAUAAUCAGUGCAAACAAAUUGGAUUUAAGAGUCAGAUUUUAAUUUACUAAUUUCAUUUAGUGUCUUACCUAUUGAUAUACAAAUCAAUCUAUUGAAAACUAUUUUGUAAUUAACUGUUGCUUAAAAAAACAUGAAAUAGACUCAUAUUUGAUAUUAAUAUAUACAUUUUAUGCUACCAUGUUUAUCAUGUUUAUAAUAACCAUUUCAGCAUUACUUUGUAUUUACAGAUCUCCAUUCACUUGUUUGUAAUAUAAAACUAUCAAACUCAAGGAUUUGAUCUAGUUGCAGACUGAACUGCAUUAAACUUUUUCUUUAUUUAGGAUACUCAGGCCUUCUUUGAUCAGUAUGAUUUGCUUGCUUUUUUAUGGGAAAUAAACCACUUCAUAUUAAAAAAAAAAAAUAAUACCUUAUCUUAUUAUUUACCGGGUAAGUCAAAAUGCGAGGUUUAUUAAGCAGUUAAGAAUUUUGAUGUGGAAGUUGUACUACGGGAAUGGAUCAUCAUGCACAAGGAUUCAUAUUUAAUUUUUUACACAAAGUAACAGUAAUAAUAAUAUUUUCUCACAACACAAUGCCAACUGUAGCUACAAAUACCCAGUUUAGAUAAAUAAUGAUAAAUUGACAUUGGAUGAUAAAAGACAUUUUUAUUAUCCUUAUUGAGCUACAUUGAAACAUAAAUAUGCAAGGGGUAUAUCAAGAGCCCAUUACGUACGCUCACUGGGAUAUAAAUUCCAGGUAACAUUUGAGCUAACUUUUUAGACAUUUACUGCUGUAUUUUACGGAAAUUGCGUUUUUAUAUUGUGCAAUUUUGAUACUAGGGUAUAUAAAGUAAUUUCUGGCACUAAAAUGGCAAUGAUAAAUUUUAUUUUUCACUAAAAUGGGUUAAAAAUCUUGCACUAAACUGGGUUAUACUUUAGCGCUAAAACGUUUGAUUAUUUUCGCUAAAAUGUCCUACACCAAAUGCAUUCUAGUCAUGUAGUUCUACUGUUGCAGGGGGCAAUCGAUAUGGUGACAGUUAAACAUCAAAACCCAGACUCCUACGGUUAGACAAUGCUAAAUGUCACCACAGAUAUUCUUUUGCGAAAUGGGUAUAACAUUUUGUUAUUUAGUACAUUUGUAAUUGUUGAAUCUUUCUUCAUGGGUGUUAAUUUUGAUAAUUUAAUGACUUUUGUUUUAAUGAUUCCUUUAAAAGCACAAAUACUUAAGUAAUAGAAACAUAUAAUUUAUGUUAUAUAAAAUAAGGAGGCAGUGUUUCGUUUGUAGUUGAGAUUUGUAAAUUUUGUUUGUUUAUGUAGAUUGAUUUCUAUAUUUAUUAACAUAAUCUUUUGUCAAUGACUAAUUAUGGUUUAUUUAUUAUUUUUUUUGAUUUAACAUUUCCUCAGGAUGUAUGAUAAUAGAGCCAUUAUUUGGCCCCUGAAAUAACAAAAAUUAUGUUAAUGUUAUUGAUAAAUGAACAUGCUGAUAUAAUAUGGACAUUUUGAUGCAGAAAGGUCACUUAUGAAAUGGCUAUGAUGUCAUAAACAUGUCGAAAUUGAUAUAUUUGACCUGAAAUGACUAUUUUACAUAUAGUUUUUGGUUAGAACUGGUAUGAGCAACAUCCUUACCCAAAAAGAUAUUUUACAUACAUUUGCAUCUUUGUAAAUUCAUCUUAAAGCAAUAUUGCCAAUAAGACAAUUAUCCCACAGAAUCAAAAUUCAAUCUUUUUUCAAAAAUACCUGUUUUAGUAAACAUUUUACUAACAGCGUAACUUUUUCGGAAAUGAAGGAAGUUUGAAGUCCUAAUAUUCCUUAUCACUAUUUGUCCGCCAUUACUAGACAUCACAAAGGUCCCGUAAAAUUUUGACGUCAUAAUAGAAAAUAUCUGACGCCACAAUGGAAAAGGUAUGGUGUAUGACGUUAAUAGUUCAAGAGGCGAAGAUUUUUUGGUCAAGCGGCUCAGAUUUCCAAAUAGCGAUAAGGUCUAUUGAAAUAUGUAAGACAAAAUUUAAAGAUUAAAAGUCUAGUGUCUUAUAAACAUAUGAAGUAUGUUAAGUGGUAGAUUUAAAAUAAUUUUUGAUUUUCGAAUGGGCUUAUCAUACUUUGUUCUUUAGAUUUUAAUUUACUUACUUAAAAUUUUAUGUCUAUGUUUGUGCAGAAAGUGUUAUUGAUAUAAACUGUUGCAUCUGAUAAUAUAUAUAGUAAUGAAGAUGCAUGUUUAAAAUUCAUUUUUUUGUGAAAUUUUAUUUGUUAAUGGAUGAUUAAUUUAAUUUAUUGUGGUAAUCAUUUAUAAGUGUUUUUAUUUUUUUGUGAUUUAUCAUUUUCAUGUUUACAUCAUUUUAAAUGCCAACAUUUUUGUGAAUAUUUAUGAAUUGAAGUGAUUAAUAUAUGAUUGUGUGACCAGAUUGUAUUUUUAUAUUGCAGGAAGACAUCUUUUUAAAAGUGUAUAUUUUGUAUAAUUUUACAUUGAAACAGAAGAAUGAAUACUUAAUUUUCAGAUUAGGCCAAUUUAAUUUAAUAAGUAAGUUUUUAUCCAUGUCUGUCUUAAACUUUUAGGGUAUUUUAUUUUAUAGCCAAACCAAUAUUAAGUUGGCAUUGCUUGUCCAUGGUAUCUAUGUUUGUCAUUCUGUCCUUCCUUCAUUCCUGUUGACCUAUUUUUUGUGGAAUCUAGUUCAUGUCAGUUUUGUAAUGCCUGUAUAUCUGGAGUUGAUUAGGAGUACGUUAUUGUAUAAUGGUGACCUUCAGAUGAAGUAGUUUGUGUUUUAUUAGAUUUGACCUAAUUUUCAUGGAAUAAAGGACCUUACACAGAAUUUCAUGAAAAUUUUACUUUUCCGGACUUGUGCGGCAGAUCUUGAGCUAAUAUUUGAUAUGUUUAUAAUGAUGAUUAACAGAGCUGUUUUAUGGUACACCAUUGUAGAAUUUUAGUUUAAAUUUUAUCUAAAAGGGUCAACAUCUGUGGUACAGGAUGAUUGACUUUCACUUUAAAUAUAUACUGGUACAUAAUGAAUUUCUCUGUUUCCCCAUUUUAUACAUACUAUAAACCCACACAGUGUUGCCAAUAUAUGUCCUUGGUACAUCUCACCUUUCAUAUGAAUCCUAGAAAUGUGCUUUUAAAUGUUAUUAGCACACAGGUAGUUUCAAUCUCAUUUAUAAACAUGUCAGUCACAGUCAGUGUUUUCCCCCCUAAAUAAUCGUCUACCAUUUUGCUGCAGUUAUCAUUUUAAUCGGUAUAGAGUGUUAAAUUGAACAUCUUGUGGCUUUACGCAAUUUUAAUGUGUUUUUCUUAAGAUAUUAAAUCACCAUAAAAAUUACCUAAAAAUUUUUUUUAAAUUCUUAUAUAUGAAAAAUAGUAAAAUUUAUCUUCAAAUUAUAAGAGAGCAGCAGGGGCAGAUCCAGGAAUUUAGGUAGAGGGUGGGCGCAAACUUAAAUUUUUGAGUGAAAUUAUUGAAAUUUUCUUUAUUAAGUGGGGACAACCCAUGCUUUGCAAAUUUUAGGGGGGCGCACGCCCACCACGCCCCCGCUUGAAUCCGCCCCUGAGCAGAAUUUAAACACACCCUAUUUCUGACUAUCAUUAUAACAGAUACAAUAGGAUCUGUGUUCCCAAUUGCCAUAAAACAAUUGUAUUUGUUAUCUUGUACAGCAGAUUUUUGUCUGCAGUUCCAACUGUCCUUACAAUACAGUGGAUUUUUUUAAUGUAUACAGCAGAUUAUGAUGUGUGUUGAUUAUUACAUCAUCAUUAAUUAUAGCCAGUUAUAAGGUGUGCUUUAAACAAGGAAAUUCAGUACAUUAUGGUAGGCUGAAUUUUUUUAUGCAGACAUGGGUAAAGGAAAACUGUUUUGAUAUUUUUAAUUUAAAACUUUUACAGACUUAUUUUUUAUGUAAAAUUUUAAUAAUAAGAUUUUAUAUUUAUUGUUUUUAAUAUGCCUUUUAAAUUUGUGAACUGUUACCAGUAUGUAUUGUAUGAACUUGUUCCGUUAUCAAAAUAAAAUUGAUGAGAACCAUUA
This is a messenger RNA of Mytilus californianus (California mussel), 6803 nucleotides long. RefSeq names its product adenosine deaminase AGSA-like. The record is from RefSeq and is a predicted model, not a curated record. Gene Ontology annotation, molecular function: adenosine deaminase activity. Bases 26 to 1627 code for a protein of 533 amino acids. Lineage: Eukaryota; Metazoa; Mollusca; Bivalvia; Mytilida; Mytilidae. Gene Ontology annotation, biological process: adenosine catabolic process; inosine biosynthetic process. The transcript has 9 exons.